This is a messenger RNA of Daphnia magna, 1003 nucleotides long. RefSeq names its product probable Ufm1-specific protease 1 (gene Ufsp1). The record is from RefSeq and is a predicted model, not a curated record. The coding region runs from base 171 to 842 and encodes 223 amino acids. The transcript is spliced from 3 exons. NCBI's taxonomy places the organism in Eukaryota, Metazoa, Arthropoda, Branchiopoda, Diplostraca, Daphniidae.
AUCGAUUGCAGACGACUAUGACUCAUUCAGCUUCACUGAAAUUUUGAAUCGAGUGCAGACAGAAAUAAAAGUUUCCGCGCUUUCUUUGUACAGAUUUUCAUCGACAACGAUAGUUUUAGCUCUAGAUUCAUCUUGCAGUGUUGCGUUCCCCUCAACUUCAAAUUCAAAAAAUGGCCUUGUUAUCCAACGUACAUUCCGGAUUGAGCGACCCAACCACAACCCCCCAAAAGAAGGUGCACAUCACCAACAGCUAUGUGUAUUAUCAUUACAAGUGUGAUGGUUACAAUGACGUGGGAUGGGGCUGUGGUUAUAGGACACUGCAAACUAUUGCCUCCCACCUUUCACUUCAAGAUAAGCAAGGUAAAGCUGUACAGGUUCCAACUCUCAUGAAAAUUCAAGAAACAUUAGUUGAAAUUGGAGACAAGGAACUAUCUUUUAUAAAAUCAAGAGAAUGGAUUGGAAGUUUUGAGGUUUGUUUAGUAAUUGACAAGCUAUAUGAUGUUCCUUGUAAAAUUCUUCAUUGUCCUUCUGGUGGAAUGACAAGCAUUUUUCCGAAAUUGGAAGAACACUUUGCAAAAUCAUCAUCCGCCCCGCCAAUUAUGAUGGGAGGUGACAGAGACGCUUCGUCUAAAGGUGUUUUGGGCACCUGUUCUGUUGACGAUGACCGCUGGCUGCUGGUGUUGGUACGAAAAAGAUGUCGAGAUAUUUAUGCAUGUAGCGCAAUGUUUGUAUUAUACUCCAUAUUUUUUCUUGCUGGUGUAGGAUCCUCAUUACCAAGGAGGCCAAACAUCUGCUGCCAAACUUCAGAGAGAAGGAUACAUCAGAUGGAUACACUUGAGUGAGUUUGAUAAGCAAUCAUUUUAUAACAUAUGUCUUCCCCAAUUCAGCAACGUCUUAUGUACAAUAUGACAUGUCUGUUAUGUAUAGAAAAUAUGAAAAUACGCAUUAGGUAAUUAAGUAUCACUUUAAGGUUGAUGCAAUAAUAAGCUUAUUUAAUUAUUUG